This is a messenger RNA of Cladocopium goreaui, 657 nucleotides long. The record is from the annotation of a GenBank genome assembly. NCBI's taxonomy places the organism in Eukaryota, Dinophyceae, Suessiales, Symbiodiniaceae.
AUGGGCCUUUUGCGCUUCGCAUUUGCUGCGCCAAACGUCCAUCAGUCCAACUCAACACCUGAAUGGGAUGAUCCUCCAAGUUUUCGGUUGGUGGCGGUCCUUGGAUCGGUUAUUGGACUCAGCAAAUGCUACUGUGAUUGCUGCUUGUGCCUCUCCCUGUGUUCCUGCAUGAGGCGUGGGGCUGGCAACAACGAUUUGUAUUUUUGUGCCAUGAAGGAGCUCGAGCAGCGCGGUGCCACGCUGGACGUUCAAGCUGAUGGUGGUGCAACCCUGCAGGAGAAGUACUGCCAUUUGGCGCCCGCCACUGUGGCGUUUCUCUGGCAGUUCCCCCCGAGCUUUGUGUACAGCGAUGAGAUCUAUCAGAGGUUGGAGCGCUUGGUGCAGUAUUUGGCCUCCUCGUCCAGUGGUGUACAGGAGGCACGACACAUCGUGGAUUUCCGCGACGGCUCCUGGUAUCGCGAAGAUGUCUACGACUUCUUGAGGCAGCACCGCUGGUGUUUGGCAUGGCUGCACCUGAAUAACUCGACGCUCGGAGUGUUGCCAAACUUCAUCUCUCAUCGCAGCCUUUGGCGCCUGGGCCGCACCAAAGUUCGCAAGCGUUGCACUUGGAUGCUUGGCAGCCGGGAACUGGGCGGGGAGGUGGGCUACAACCCAUGA